Messenger RNA from Orbicella faveolata, 826 nucleotides. Its product is annotated as prostaglandin E synthase 3-like. The record is from RefSeq and is a predicted model, not a curated record. Gene Ontology annotation, cellular component: nucleus; cytosol. Gene Ontology annotation, biological process: protein folding; chaperone-mediated protein complex assembly. Gene Ontology annotation, molecular function: Hsp90 protein binding; protein-folding chaperone binding. NCBI's taxonomy places the organism in Eukaryota, Metazoa, Cnidaria, Anthozoa, Scleractinia, Merulinidae.
CCCAUACUACGAGCGUGACCUUCCAAGAAGUCCGCAUGCUGCAAAAUAGGCUUGCUCUUGUCGACUCGUUUUCUCGAGAAUAAACCGUGGAAAUAUGGGAGAAGUAAGAAAAAUUUCACCGUCUACGAAAUGGGCGCAGCGAAAAGACAAAGUCUUUCUGACGAUAGAACUGGAGGAUUGUCAAACGCCUGAGAUUAAACUCGACACGCAAACCCUUCAUUUCAGUGCCAAGGGAGGAAAGGAACAAAAAAUUUAUACAUUGGAUUUAGAAUUCUUCAAAGAAGUUAUUCCGGAGAAAUCUAAACAGCUAAUAACUGCAAGGGAAAUAACAUUCAAUAUUGUCAAGAAAGAGGAAGGACCAUAUUGGCCAAGACUGUAUAAAGAAGGAAAGAAGCCCAGCUACCUUCAUACUGACUUUAAUAAGUGGAGAGAUGAAGAUGACUCUGAGGGGGAAGACCUAGGAAUGGAUGAAAAUAAUUUUGAAGCUAUGAUGAGUCAGAUGGGUGGAGCUGGUGGGCAGGGCUUUGAUCCAGGAGAAUUACAAGGAGAAGAGUCAGAUGAUAGUGAUGACGAAGAGCUACCAGACUUGGAGAGUUGAGAAUAUUUAGUUGACUGUAUAGAGAAUUCAUUAGUGCCUGACAAAGCAGCUCGGUGUCUAACUCGAACGUCUUGUGGUGGCAUGUGACCUCCAUUCUGGGGUGAUUUGCUACCCAGCUGAGAAAGUGUCAUUUGCUUUUACCUGGUGUUAAAUGUUGCAAUCUGUGUUAUUCGUCAGUCUGAAAUAAACUUGUCACUUGCUGUUGAUAAGUGACUUUUGGUAGAAGAA